Messenger RNA from Neoarius graeffei (lesser salmon catfish), 3291 nucleotides. RefSeq names its product vacuolar protein sorting-associated protein 54-like. Gene Ontology annotation, cellular component: GARP complex. NCBI's taxonomy places the organism in Eukaryota, Metazoa, Chordata, Actinopteri, Siluriformes, Ariidae. The record is from RefSeq and is a predicted model, not a curated record. Gene Ontology annotation, biological process: Golgi to vacuole transport; retrograde transport, endosome to Golgi. Gene Ontology annotation, molecular function: syntaxin binding. Bases 275 to 964 code for a protein of 229 amino acids. The transcript has 4 exons.
GGUUUGCGGGGAUGUUGCUAUGCGAUGUGGAGUGGAGCUGUUGAUAUGUUGGCCGGACCCUGGCGGAUUUCACACAGCAGCUGGAGGCUGGUGUGAGGAAGCGGCGCUGUCAUGGCGUCCGGACCAGGCUCGGUGCCCGCGGUUCAGCCUGGCGUGGGCCCUGCUGGCACUGACCGGCUCUUCCGGAAGCCCAGAGACCUGACGGGCUCAUCUACACACUACAGACCCCCACGCUGUCUCCCUGACGUCUGCCCCAAGGAGCCUACAGAUCUUCAUGAGGCCUGACUUCAUACUGAGCGAACCGGCCACCUUCAGUGCCGUGUUGCCGUGGUCACACUUCAGCGUCGCCGGGGGGAAGAGCGGCCGGGAUGCCGCGUCGUCACGGUUACUGCAGGAGAAAUUGAGUCACUACCUGGACGUGGUGGAGGUGAGCAUCGCGAUACAGAUCUCUCUGCGCUCCGAGGCGUUCUUCCACGCCAUGUCGUCUCAGCGCGAGCUCCAGGAGCAGCUGUGCGAGGCGGCGGGCGCCGUAAGGGCGCUGCGGGAACACACGGCCGGCUUGGGACGCACCAUGAGCCGCGGGCCUCUGCAGGCGCUGCGGCACACGGUCACGCGCAGGAACUGCGUCACGCUGCACAGUAAACUGAAGCUGAUGGCGGCGGUGCAGCAGACGCAGCCCACCGUGCAGCUGCUGCUCUCCACCUCGGAGUUCGUGGGCGCGCUGGAGCUCAUCAACACCACCAAGGAGGUGCUGCAGCAAGAGCUCCAGGGCUCGUUGCUCAUUUUAACAUCAUGGUUGUCCAGCGCUCUGUGCGGCGGUGCUUUAGUGCUUGGCGUGAUGUUCCGAGCGAUGUUGCUUGGUGGCGUCACGGCAGCUGUGCAGGCGGUUUGGGACAUACCAACGCUCUGCGUGGCAGUGCGUCUGUGCUCGCUUUGUGGAUCCAUGGCGCAGUGUUCUGAGUGAUGUGUCGCAGCGGCUGUGCUGGCGGUGUGGGACUUGUUUUCGUGCGCCUUUUGGUGGGACUGUGGCUGCUACACCACUGGAAUUACAUCCUGACCUCUAUUUGGUGGACACUUUUUUUUUUUUCCUUCCUUUCAUCAUUUAUUUCGAAUGAUGAACUGGAUUGUAUACACUCACCGGUAGGGAUCGACCGAUAUGUUUUUUUCAGGGCCGAUACCGAUACCAAUUAUUAUGGAAUUGGGAUGCCGAUAACCGAUAUGUGCAACCGAUAAAUGUAAACAUUAUAAUUCACAUGAAAUUAAACACAGCACACACUGACACAGACCUUCAUAUCCAUGAAAUGUAUGUUUAAUUGUAAAAUUGAACAUGAAAUUUUGUGCAGGGAGAUGCCAGCAGCAUUUGUACAAUAAAGUCAAACAUUAGUUAGAAUAAAAUGAGAAAUAAAAUAAUAAAAUAUUCACCAAUAAAAAAAAUAAAUCACUCCCUACUAUAUUACAGCUCACCACUUUCAGUGGAAAAUAAAUGAAAAUACACUCUGGAUUCUUUUACACUAAGAACUCAGUAAGACUUACCAACUUCAAGUAGUUUUUAAAUAACAAAUCAAGUGUAGGGAGCUGCCUGCAGCAUUUUUUAAAAAGUAAAAUCAAACAAAGUAGGCUAUCACUCCCUAUUAUGUAACAACUUAACAAGUAACCAUCUACAUUCUAAUGCUUUUAAUAACCAUAAUAGCGCUUUAUAAAGUUACCUAACAUAUACAAGUGCAAUGCGCUUUUUGAGCACGAGUCACGUCAUGAAGUUUACUCAUCACCAUAACAAAUAGCCAGUAGGCUUGCGCUAGCCUACAGAACACAAACACUACGUUUUAUUUCGUCUUCCCUUGACCACCUCUCUGUAUGGCUGUUAUUCUACUGUUCGAGUCGAACUACUUUCACAUUCACAACGUUUCCAGACGGGGAUUCAAAAAUGACUGCAGCCUACGUUAUGCUGGGGACUGCUUACUAUGGACAACAUUACAUGUAGUUUCAGCGAGACUAGUUGGUUGUAGGCUAAUUCAAGUGCUUCCUUCCGUAAGCUAAGUUUGCCUGGCUACACAGAUGCAAAUGGACAAUUUUAACGAGUAGUAGAUGAAGAAUGUAAACACAUAAUGAUGUUGUGCUUUUGCAACUUGUGUGUUUGUGACUUAUUGCGGCAAAAGCAGCGUGUCCUUACCUUGUAGUGGGAUCUGCUUCUGUCCGAGUGCCCGUACGGGCGCCUUGAAACAGUUCACAGCGUUUAGCUACGUGUGUUGAUUGGCUAUAUCUCUUGUGCCAAACAAAUCAGAUGUUGUGGUGGGCGGGACCGUGUUCUUGAACUCAGAGAGGCGAGUGCAGGAAAGGACGUGCAGUGACAAUCGCGUUAGGAACGAAAUGGCUGCAAAAAGGCAUGUUAUCAGCAUAUCGGUGGAAAUUAUGGCUGAUACCGAUAACCCUAAAAAUGCAGAAUAUCGGCCCAAUAUAUCGGCCAGGCCGAUUAUCGGUCGACCCCUACUCACCGGCCAUUUUAAUAGGAGCACGUGUAUGCGCAUGCACAGUGUCGCGACUGUUACACUCUUACAUUCUUACAGCACGAUGACGUAGUGGCUAGCGCCGCUAUAUGAGGCAGUAGCCACAACAAAAACGAUUUUGACCUUUUUGGUGACCUUGACCGGAUGACUUUCAAAAUGUUGGAGGUUCUAUUUGAGACCAAUGCACAUCUAUCCUGAAAGUUUCAUGAAGAUUGAUACAGCCGUUUUCCCGUAAUAUCGUUAACAAAAAACAAAGAAACCUGACCGAAACCCCCCUGGUGGACUCCGUCCCAGGCGAGGUAAUAACAGAGUAAACACUGCUUUCAUGGUGGAAUCUUCUACAUGUUUAGAAAUUCUUGAGUAUUUUCAGAAACGUCAACAGGACGCUCACUGUGUUUCCAGUAUUCAGGACAUCUGUCUUUUAAAAAGGAGUAAAUACUGCCAUCUAGAGGCAGGAUCACAUAACUGCAGCAUCAUUGAAGGGUGUCAAAAGGAAAGCAUGUUUUCCCAAAGGCCAAAAUAAUGGAAUUAAAAAUAUUAUAAAGAGCAGUAAACAUUAAUAAAUGAAAUAAAGUUAGUGUUUAUUGUGAUGACCCUUUGCGUUAGGAAAAAAAUAAUCUCAGGGACAGUGUGUGCACUUUUAUAAGGAAAUGAGCUGGUGAGUUUGGGUUGUGGGUUUGUCUGGGAAAAUGCAGCCAUAUUCUGAAGUUGAAAUGUUGGUUAUGAGUCACAAUUAAUAUAUUUUGUCUUAUUUAAAAGUAAAAAUAAAGCAUUUUUCAGCAUCACA